UAAUACUUAUAUGAUACAGUCAUAUUAUAUAUAUAAAAACUACAAGGUGUACUCUCUCCUGAAGAGUCCUCUUACAACACACAUCUUGUAUUUCCGGUACUUUUUCUAGAUUGCCCAUGUGUAUGGAAGUAGGCUGUUCUUUGUGUAGAAAAUCCGAGGCGACGGGGUUUCAGGUUUGAGUUUCUUGCUGCUUCUUUUGACGAUCUCGUAUAUUUAUUCCAACAAAAAUGGCGAUAAUUAAAGAGUCAGAUCACCUCAGAAUACCAUUUCAAGAUAUUGAAAAAGCCACUGGAAACUUCUCAACCCUCAUUGGAAGGGGUGGCUUUGGCUCUGUUUAUAGAGGACAAGUCUCACUCUCUGGGGAACUUACUCCUGUGGCUGUAAAGAAACUUGAUAACCUUUCUAGACAAGGGCUUAAAGAGUUUUUAACGGAGAUCCGAAUGCUCUCUCGUUAUAAACAUCAAAACCUUGUUUCCCUUGUCGGUUUCUCAGAAGAACAGAAUGAAAAGUAUCUUAUCUAUGAGUACGCAGAGCGUGGAAGCCUCGAUAGUUACCUAAAACCAACUAAACCAUGGUGUCCACUUACAUGGAAGCAACGAAUUAAUAUAUGCGUUGAUGCAGCCAGGGGUUUGGAUCAUCUCCAUAACCAUGUUGCAGAACAUGAGCGAGUUAUUCACAGGGAUAUUAAAAGUGCAAACAUUCUCAUCGAUCACAACUGGAAAGCUAUGAUUGCCGAUUUUGGGCUUUCCAAAAUUGGUCGGACAAAUGAGGACGACACAUAUCUUAUUACUAAUGCCUGUGGAACACCGGGUUAUUGGGAUCCAGCAUAUUUCAAUACAGGGAUCCUCACCAAAGAGUCGGAUAUUUAUUCAUUUGGGGUCGUAUUGAUUGAAGUCCUAUGUGGGAGGCUGUGCAUCAUAAAUGCAAACAAUGUUAAUAAAGAAGAACGAUUUCUUACCCCAUUGGCCCUGCGCUACUACAAAGAAGAAAAACUAGAUCUAAUUAUGGAUCGUUAUCUGAAGUACCACAUGAAGUCAGAUUCCAUGAAAGUCUUUUUGGAGAUUGCGUUUCAAUGCUUGCAGGAUGUGCGGGAACAACGACCUUCAAUGGAUUUGGUGUUACAGGAACUUGAGAAAGCAUUGAAAUUGCGAGAAACUGAGGAAUUAGCUGAAAUGCAAGCAUUUGCUAAUACGGUGGAGAAUAAGAAAUGGAAGAAGAAACAGUUGUCACCUCAAGAUGCAAUCAUGUUGAUACAGAGAAAAUUAAGAGCAUAUCUAAUAAGGAAGUCUCGCGUUCUUUGUGCUCAUCGUGAGUUGGGUAUUGUUAAGGGGAAGCUUAAGGAGCUCAUGGCUCUGCUCAACGAUUCCUCUUAUCGUCGUAGGGUGGCUCGUGAUGCAGAUGAAAGACAUAAGUUUUCUGAGAAGAUCAUUGUGCUGUUUCUGACUCUUGAUGCCAUUGAGGGUGCUAAUAUCAUGGCUAGGGCUGUAAAAAGGUCGAUGGUGGAUGAUCUGGAAGCAAUGCUGGACAUUGUGGACCCUCAACCAAGAGGGGGUGAUUCUCUAUCCUUGAAUAUGAGGAUCAUCGACAUGCUAGCCGGUGUGAUCCAAAAGGAAGUAGUAGAAGGUGUGGCUCAGGCGUUUGCUAAGAGGGCGGAGAAGAACAAAGGGAAGAAGAAGGAGUUAUCACCUGAAGAUGCAGCCAUGAUGAUACAGAUUAGUUUUAGAGUAUAUUUGAUAAGGAGGGGUCAGGCUUUACGUGCCCUUCGUGAGUUGGCUAUUGCUAAGGGGAAGCUUAAGGAGCUCAAGGCUUUGUUUAAGAAUCCCACUUAUCAUGGUCGGUUGGCUCAUGAUGAAGAGGAGAGACAAAAGUUUUCUGAGCGUAUCAUUGUGCUUCUUCUCACUGUGGAUGCCACUGAGGGUGCCAAUAUCCUGGUGAGGCAUUCAAAAAGGUCGAUGUUGGAUGAACUAGAAGCAAUGCUAGACAUUGUGGACCCACAAUCAAAACGCGUUAAAUCUCUAACCUUGAAGAGGAGGACAUCCAACCUACCAGAUGGUGGUGUGAUCCAAAAAGAAGUAGCGGAAGGUGUGACUCAGGUUGUCCACGUGAUAGAACUCUACGGCGGUUCUGACACCUUCAAGAGGAUGUGGGAGAAGAACAAAAUGAAGAAGAAGAAGAAGGAGUUGUCACCUCAAGAUGCAGCCACGAUGAUACAGAUAAUGUUUAGAGCAUAUCUGAUAAGGAAGUCUAUGGCUCUUCGUGCCCUUCGUGAGUUGGCUAUUGCUAAGGGGAAGCUUAAGGAGGUCAAGGCUUUGUUUAACAAUUACUCUUAUAGUCGUCGGUUGACUCAUGAUGAAGAGGAGAGACAAAAGUUUUCUGAGCGUAUCAUUGUGCUUCUUCUCACUGUGGAUGCCACUGAGGGUGCGAAUAUCAUGGCGAGGGCUGUAAAAAGGUCGAUGGUGGAUGAUCUGGAAGCAAUGCUGGACAUUGUAGACCCUCAACCAAGAGGGGGUGAUUCUCUAUCCUUGAAUAUGAGGAUCAUCAACAUGCUAGCCGGUUUGAUCCAAAAGGAAGCAGUAGAAGGUGUGGCUCAGGCGUUUGCUAAGAGGGUGGAGAAGAACAACAGGAACAAGAAGGAGUUAUCAGUUGAAGAUGCAGCCAUGAUGAUACAGAUUACUUUUAGAGUAUAUUUAAUAAGGAGGAGUCAGGCUUUACGUGCCCUUCAUGAAUUGGCUAUUGCUAAGGGGAAGCUUAAGGAGCUCAAGGCUUUGUUUAAGAAUCCCACUUAUCAUGGUCGGUUGGCUCAUGAUGAAGAGGAGAGACAAAAGUUUUCUGAGCGUAUCAUUGUGCUUCUUCUCACUGUGGAUGCCACUGAGGGUGUUAAUAUCCUGGUGAGGCAUGCAAAAAGGUCGAUGUUGGAUGAACUAGAAGCAAUGCUAGACAUUGUGGACCCACAAUCAAGAUGCGUUAAAUCUCUAACCUUGAAGAGGAGGACAUCCAACAUGCCAAAUGGUGGCGUGAUCCAAAAAGAAGCAGCGGAAGGCGUGACUCAGGCGCUUGCUAAGAUAUGGGAGAAGAACAAAGUGAAGAAGAAGAAGGAGUUGUCACCUCAAGAUGCAGCCAUGAUGAUACAGAUAAUGUUUAGAGCAUAUCUGAUAAGGAAGUAUAUGGCUCUUCGUGCCCUUCGUGAUUUGGCUACUGCUAAGGGGAAGCUUAAGGAGGUCAAGGCUUUGUUUAACAACUACUCUUAUCGUCGUCGGUUGACUCGUGAUAAAGAGGAGACACAAAAGUUUUCUGAGCGUAUCAUUGUGCUUCUUCUCACUGUGGAUGCCAUUGAGGGUGAUAAUAUCCUAGUGAGGCAUGCAAAAAGGCCAAUGUUGGAUGAACUAGAAGCAAUGCUAGACAUUGUGGACCCACAAUCAGGAUGCAUUAAAUCUCUAACCUUGAAGAGGAGGACAUCCAACAUGCCAGAUGGUGGUGUGAUCCAAAAAGAAGUAGCGGAAGGCGUGACUCAGGCGUUUGCUAAGAUUUGGGAGAAGAACAAAGUGAAGAAGAAGAAGAAGGAGUUGUCACCUCAAGAUGCAGCCAGGAUGAUACAGAUAAUGUUUAGAGCAUAUCUAAUAAGGAAGUCUAUGGCUCUUCGUGCCCUUCGUGAGUUGGCUAUUGCUAAGGGGAAGCUUAAGGAGGUCAAGGAUUUGUUUAACAUUUACUCUUAUCGUCGUCGCUUGACUCGUGAUAAAGAGGAGAGACAAAAGUUUUCUGAGCGUAUCACUGUGCUUCUUCUCACUGUGGAUGCCACUGAGGAUGCUAAUAUCCAAGUGAGGGUUGCAAAAAGGCAGAUGGUGGAUGAACUGGAAGCGAUGCAGGAAGUUGUGAACCCACACCCAGGAAGAGACGAAUCUCUAUCUUUGAGGACAUUCGACAUACGAGAUGGUGUGACCCAAAAAAAAAUGGGAGCACGUGUGGCACAGGUUAUCCGCAUGUUAGAAUAUGCAGAUGGUUCUGAAACGUUUGGAUGAGCUUGUUAGGAAGUCCAUGACUAUGAAACCGGUGUUUUUCUUAGUUUGCAAGUGUUUUUUUUUUGUUGUUACGUAGGUUUAAUCUGUGUUUUAUUGUUACAGUUCUGUAUGUUUCUCUGCUAGUGAGUUCUGUAACCGGCAGAUUGUACUGUGUUUAAAUUAAGUUCAUGUUUUUUUGGC
Molecule: messenger RNA, 4196 nt
Organism: Helianthus annuus (common sunflower)
Lineage: Eukaryota; Viridiplantae; Streptophyta; Magnoliopsida; Asterales; Asteraceae
Exons: 14
Coding region: 228-4016 (1262 amino acids)
Biological process (GO): protein phosphorylation; protein folding
Cellular component (GO): plasmodesma
Molecular function (GO): protein binding; ATP binding; protein kinase activity
Source: RefSeq, a predicted model, not a curated record